AUGAGUUUAAAAUAAUUGUUAUCAAUUAAAACAUCCUUGAAGCUCUCCAAACUGAAGAGACUGAAAAUCUAAUAUGAAAAUAAUAUUAUUAGCUUUCAUAAUCAAAUCAUCAAAAUUUAAGAGAUUUCAAAGUUAAAGAGAUUAUAUAUAAAUAAUCGAAAUUAGGAUAAUUCAUAUAAUAUAUACCUAAAAUUAUUUUACUUUUUCAACUCUCUUUUUGAUGUUGUUUCUCUUAAAACUAUUGAAGAUAUUGCCUUUUUCAAAAGAUAUCAAUGUUAGUUGUUUAAUGGUGAACCUUAAUGCAGAAUUAUUUCAUUAUGAUACAUAGCAAUUGAAAUUUAAUCCUAAAGAUAAUUAAGAGUCUUCAAAGAAGAAUUAGAUUAUUUAUAUUACUUUCUUAACACAGUCAAUAACGAUUAUCCUAAAAUGGUUGUAUAACAAUUAAUCUAUUUAUUGUUCAAUCUAAACUAGUAGAUAACUACUAACUCAAUCUUGGAUUAUUUAGUUAUAAUUUAGGUGUUUGGAAAAGAUAAUUUGAUUUUAUUAAGGAAAUUUCAAAAUAAUCAAAAUAUCUUUUGUGUAAGGCAUUUUUUGAUUAACAAAUAAAUGAGGAGUUGUAAUUAAAAUAAGGAAUAUAUAAAUGAAUUUUCAACCUUUAUACCAUUAGCUAUUGUAAAAAUGAGAUCUUUAUAACAGAUAAGACAAAUAGCAUAAUCUUACCUAACUUUUGUUAUGAUAAUUUAAAUUUUGAUGUAAUUUUAUAUUUCUCCAAAAUAGAUUUUUAAAAAGAAAAUUAUUCAUAAGUAACAUUAAGUUCAAUUAGAUAAUAUUUGA
This is a messenger RNA of Paramecium primaurelia, 834 nucleotides long. The record is from the annotation of a GenBank genome assembly. NCBI's taxonomy places the organism in Eukaryota, Ciliophora, Oligohymenophorea, Peniculida, Parameciidae.